Messenger RNA from Austrofundulus limnaeus, 1531 nucleotides. It is a transcript of the gene becn1, whose product is annotated as beclin 1, autophagy related. NCBI's taxonomy places the organism in Eukaryota, Metazoa, Chordata, Actinopteri, Cyprinodontiformes, Rivulidae. Gene Ontology annotation, molecular function: protein-macromolecule adaptor activity; phosphatidylinositol 3-kinase binding. Gene Ontology annotation, cellular component: phosphatidylinositol 3-kinase complex, class III, type II; phosphatidylinositol 3-kinase complex, class III, type I; phagophore assembly site. The record is from RefSeq and is a predicted model, not a curated record. Gene Ontology annotation, biological process: late endosome to vacuole transport; autophagosome assembly; mitophagy.
GAUGAUGUCGACAGAGAGCGCCAACAGUUUCACGCUUAUUGGAGAUGCAUCUGACGGGGGCACCAUGGAAAACCUUAGUCGUAGACUGAAGGUAACCAGCGACCUGUUCGACAUCAUGUCCGGCCAAACAGAUGUGGAUCAUCCUCUGUGCGAGGAAUGCACCGACACUCUGCUGGAUCACCUGGACACGCAGCUCAACAUUACAGAGAACGAGUGCCAGAAUUACAAGCAGUGUCUGGAGCUGCUGUCAAACCUACAAGCAGAAGAAGAGGAGACUCUGCUGAAAGAGCUGCAGCAGCUGAAAGAGGAGGAGGACACCCUGGUCAAAGAGCUGGAGGCUGUGGAGGAGCAGAGGGCUGCCGUGGCCCAGGACCUGUCCCAGACCAGGGUCCAGUCUCAGCAGCUGGACAAAGAGGAGCUUCAGUACCAAAAGGAGUACAGCGAGUUCAAACGGCAGCAGCUGGAGCUCGACGACGAGCUGAAAAGCGUGGACAACCAGAUGCGCUACUGCCAGAUUCAGCUGGAUCGACUGAAGAAAACCAAUGUUUUCAAUGCAACUUUUCAUAUCUGGCACAGCGGCCAGUUUGGUACCAUCAACAACUUCCGUCUGGGUCGACUUCCCAGCGUCCCCGUGGAGUGGCACGAGAUCAACGCAGCCUGGGGGCAGACGGUGCUGCUGCUUCAUGCCCUGGCCAAUAAAAUGGGGCUGCGAUUUCAGAGAUACCGUCUUGUCCCGUAUGGAAACCACUCCUACUUAGAGUCACUGACAGAUAAGUCAAAGGAACUUCCUCUGUACUGCUCAGGUGGCUUGAGGUUCUUCUGGGACAAUAAGUUUGAUCACGCUAUGGUGGCCUUCCUGGAUUAUGUUCAGCAGUUUAAAGAAGAGGUGGAAAAAGGAGACACUGGCUUCUGCCUCCCAUACAGGACGGUUGUGGAGAAAGGGAAGGUUGAGGACACAGGUGGCAGCGGAGGGUCCUACUCGAUAAAAACCCAGUUUAACUCGGAGGAGCAGUGGACCAAGGCGCUCAAGUUUAUGCUGACCAAUCUGAAGUGGGGACUGGCCUGGGUGACCUCACAGUUCUACAACAGAUAAAACCUCCCGGACUUGAUUUAUAGACUUCACACGGUCAUGUGCACCUGAGAAAAUGUCUUUGCUAAGUUGAAACUAAAGACAAUUUAUCUAUAUUGUCAGUAUAAAUGUUUCCUUUGCUACAUAGAGGAUUGAAGCCCCUCAGCAAGCAGAAUGUGUACUUCGUGCGGUAAUCUGCUUCAGAUUAAAAGCAAUUUUGAAAAUGUGGCACAAAUGAAAUGGCACACUUCUUGAGAAGAAAUCUCAGCUCAGAUUUACUUUGUUUCAAAUCAUCAGAUUGUGUUGUAACUGCAUUGUUGUGACAAUUUAUUCUUUAACCUUUGCCCCCCAUGACAUAUCCUGCAAACUGUAACACUGCUCAUUUAUCUGUGAUCAUAUUGAGCAGUAUCACAUUCUAGACCUGGUUAGACUUUGUUAAUAAACUUGUGCUGAGAUUCAAAU